This is a messenger RNA of Betta splendens (Siamese fighting fish), 2274 nucleotides long. RefSeq names its product lamin L3 (gene lmnl3). The transcript has 11 exons. The coding region runs from base 223 to 2013 and encodes 596 amino acids. The record is from RefSeq and is a predicted model, not a curated record. Lineage: Eukaryota; Metazoa; Chordata; Actinopteri; Anabantiformes; Osphronemidae.
AAAGCGUCCAGACACCCAGGGCUGUGUUCCGGUUUCCAUAUAUAGAGAUGAUCGCGUUUUACCUUAAAGCUGGAUCGGCGGUUGUCUUUCAAAUGUAAACGUUCCUGCAUCCGCUGCUUGUCGUAGUUCGGAUAUGUGAAAUUUACUUCGGUAAUUUUGUAGUUGCUUUGGAGAAUCGACCUAACUGUCCUGAUUUCUCGUUAAACCGUGCCUACCACAGUUAUGGCCCAUGUCACCUCCACCCCCUCCACCACCACCACCAGCGGCCGUUCGAGCCGCUCCGCCACGCGCCGCAGCGCAGCCGCCGGCCUGUCAGCGUCCAGCAGCAGCAGCCCAUCCUGUCUGUCCCGCAUUCAGGAGAAAGAUGAUCUCCGCAACCUCAACGACCGACUGGCCAACUACAUCCAGCGGGUUCAGGAUCUGGAAAGCGAGCGGUCCUCCAUGCUGAUCCAGCUGCAAAAGGAGGAAUCGAAAAGCCGGGAGAUGGGCAACGUCCGGCGGCUGUACGAAGAGGAAUUGGCCGAUGUCAGAAAGUCCCUGGACGGGUUGGCCGGAGAACGGGCCCGGCUGCAAAUAGUGCACGGAAAUAUGUGCGAAGACUACAAAAAACUCCAGUCCAGGAUUCAGAAGAAGGAGAAUGAUCUGGAAAAUGCAUUGGCACAGCUGAGGAAGGUUGAGGCAGCUCUUAGCUGUAAAGACUCUGAGUUUACCAAGCUGCUGUCUGACAACAGGAGACUCCAGGAAGACUUUGCUGAUUUACAGGCCCAACUAGAAAAUUUGGAGGGAGUACUGGCAGACACAAAGAACCACAUGAGCUCUGAGAUCCUAAGAAGGGUUGAAAUGGAGAACCAGGUUCAAACACUAAAAGAACAACUGGAACUCCAGAAGAACAUCAGUGAGCAGGAGAUUUUUGAGAUCCGAAGCAGGCACAAGAGCCGUCUGGUGGAGGUGGACGCAGGACGCCAGAAGGAAUUUGAAAGUAAAUUGGCUGAGGCGAUGCAGCAGCUUCGCCAUGACCAUGAGUCUCAGCUGCAGCAAUACAAAGAGGAGAUUGACAGGACCUUUAGCUCAAAGUUACAGAACGCACACCAAACUGCAUUGGAGAAAAAUGUUGCGGCCUCUGCGACCAAAGAUGAGCUGCAAUCCACCAAACUCAGGCUGGAGAUGCUCAGCUCACAGGUCCAGCAGUAUCAGAAAGAGAAAUCUAUGCUGGAGAGUCGUUUUCAGGAGCUAGAAAGGACUCAUGAGAAGGAACGUCAAAUUUGGCAGCAGAAGCUGAGUCAGAAGGACGAGGAGUUGUUGAAUAUGAGAAGCCGGAUGUACAGCCAGCUGGAAGAUUAUGAGAACCUGUUGGACGUCAAACUGGCUCUGGACAUGGAGAUCAAUGCCUACAGGAAGAUGUUAGAAGUGGGGGAACAAAGAUUGCAGCUGUCACCCAGCCCUUCCCAUUGCACAACCAUACCUCGAAUGCAUGACCACAGCAGUCGUAAAAUCAGAGGAAAGAAGCGCAAACGUGAGGGAGUCUCUGGAAGCUCACCUGCCCAUAAAAUGGCUAGUCUGCCAUCACAGCAUGGUGCUGUGAGCGUGGCAGAAGUCGACACGGCUGGAAGAUACAUCAAACUAAAGAACAACUCUGAGACGGAGCAGCCGCUAGGGGGUUGGGUAGUUAAAAGAACAUACCAAAACUCAGGCGACAUCUCCUUUCACAUACCAUCCACAUGUGUCCUGGCUGGUGGGCAGACACUCACAAUUUGGGCAGCAGGUGCAGAGGUGGAGGCUGAUUCUGGAGACCUGAUUCUGCAGAACCAUAGAAGCUGGGGUCCAAUUACUGACACAAGAGUAAUCCUCCUGAACCCCAACAAUGAAGAAAUGGCUGAUUGCAUGGUAUGCACACAGAUCACAGAUGAAGAGGAAACUGGAUUGGAAUUUGAUGAUGAAUAUGUGGCAGGCAGUGACUUCCAGGACUUCCAGAGAAGGGACCUGGCCAAGGAGGCCAGCUGUGCCGUCAUGUGACUUCUUUUUCAGCUCUCACCCCCUGGAAAAUUGGAAUGGCACUGGUCCUUGGAUCCAGCAUUCUAAUAAAAUAACCAUUUACCCUUUUGAUAAUCUGGAGUGGGAUAGUGAUGUGAAGCACUCUGAUGCCCUAAAACAAGCAUUGCAGUCAACCUCAGCACUUCUAACUUGUUUUAGAAAUGUACAAUAUAUGACUUUAUUUAAUUUAAAUAAAUGUAUUUGAAAUUCAACUAGCAAAAUAAAGGAUUUUUUUUAUAUACA